Messenger RNA from Tricharina praecox, 541 nucleotides. RefSeq lists its product as uncharacterized. NCBI's taxonomy places the organism in Eukaryota, Fungi, Ascomycota, Pezizomycetes, Pezizales, Pyronemataceae. The record is from RefSeq and is a predicted model, not a curated record. The coding region runs from base 174 to 503 and encodes 109 amino acids. The transcript is spliced from 2 exons.
AGGGCCGGAUAUCGAUCGUGGCGAGCGAGACCUUAUCGCUCUGCGGUCCCGCGGUCCUGCAGAGUCAGCUCUCGGCAGUAUGUAGUAGCACUCCGGAUACGGUCCACCGAUGGACGAGCUGACUCUGAGUCUGAGUCUCGCAGCUUACCAGAGUAUGUACACACGUAUGUAAUAUGUAUGCAUCUUACUACACGGCCACGACCACGGCCUGCUGGGCUCUAGCGGUUGGAAUCUUCAGGCUUUCCCUCCCCCUCAUCCUCCCUCUCCCCCUCUUCCUCCUCCUACGCGCUGCAUACCAUGCACUCGACAUGAAUGUUUGCAUAAGUACAUACCUCUUACAUACUACUACUACUACUACUACUACUACUACUACUACUACUACUACUACUACCACUACUACUACUACUACUACUACUACUACUACUACUACUACUACUACUACUACUACUACUACUACUACUACUACUGUUUGGUAUUUUACCCGAAUGGAUAUUGCCAUAUAGUAUCACCCAGAUAAGCCUAGCCGAACGACCCUGCCCUU